AUGACCGUUUUUGUGAAGAGAUCAACAAAUUUGAUGAUAAAAAUUUCUAGGGAAUCUAGCAGAGGAUACAGAGAAGGAAAGAAGAGAAGAAAGAUAUGGGAUACUGAAUGCACACUUUUUCCAGGAGAGAGCAUGUCUGGCUUGAGGAAAGAAGAUGCUGCGACUUCUGUGGCGAAUACAUCCCUUUCUAAAGCAUGGCUUAACUGUGGUGAUGGCUUUCAAAGUGACUCUGUGCCACCGAUUAUAGAAUUGUCCACUGAGAUGGCUAUUAUGAAGAAGCACCUUGAAUCAUCCCUCAAAGCUAAGGAAGUGGCUUCUCCAUCUGGAGCUUCAAAGGGACCUUCUGACAUUAUAUGGAGCUCCACUGAGAGUGACCUCUCAGAAGAAGAUAAAGAGAUACCUUUUCAACCCAAGAAACAUAAAAGAUGUUCUCCCAACAGAGAGAGGCAGCAUACUAGGAAUAAAUUAGGUUUGGAUGACAGUAGCAGUGAAGGUGAACCUCAGUUCAUUGACUGGGAGAACGAUAGUGAUAGUAAAGAAGAUGUUGGUAAAGAAUGUCCUGAAUUUGAAGAAAAUGAGAGUUCUAUGGAAAUAUCAGAUUGCAUUUCUUGUUCAAGUAGCAGUCCUCGGCCUAGUGAGGAGAGGGAACGUGACUUUUCUCAAAUAAAGUCAACUGAAAUUUUAGAAUAUUCCUCAGAUGUUGAAAAAGAAGAAGACAUGAAGAGUGCGUUACCCACCAAUUUAGAAUUUGAUCACAAAUACCACUUAAAUUUUGAAUUAGAUAUUGGACAGGACAAAGGAAGACCUGCAAGUGACUGGCUAAAAUCUGCACAGGUCCUUUUGUAUACACCCAAAAAAGAAACAGAUAAGAAUCCUAGGACUCCAGAAGAUUCUGCAAAGAAAAAUAAAAAGAAGCUAUUAAGGGGAGGACUAGCAGAAAGGUUAAAUCGAUUACAGAAUAGAGAACGGUCCGCCAUAACUUUUUGGAGGCAUCAGAAUGCUACUUCCAACAAAACACUGCCAGGCAGAAAAUCUGGAGUGUUGGUUGUAAAGAUUAUAGAGAUGCAUGAGGAAUGCACAAUGCAGAUCGCCAUCUGUGAGUUGUUAGAGAUGACUCCUGCUGACAGCUCUUCUAAAGAUGCUGUCCUAGAUCCUAGGACCCAACUCAAGGUUCUGUUCACAAAGGAAACUGCAGCUCACCUGAAGGGAAGUCCACAAGAUAUCAUCCAUAUCUACCCUCCUUGGCAUAAGCUGCUUCUUCAUGACAAAAGUGUUCCGAUUAUCUUGAACACGUACUUUUGCCAGAAAGUUGUUGUCAAAAAAGAUUCAGAAAAACCUGAUAAAAUGCACUGUCUGAGGAUAUUGCCUAUAAGAAGAAAAAUAAUUUCCUUGGCUGAGACAUUUAGAUUUAAAAGCCAAAUAGGUGACAUUGCUCAGGAAUCAGAAGGACAUAAGGUAAUGUGCACUAAUGUUACUACUACCAAGACAGAUGAACCCCACGACCUCCAACAUACAAAACAGAACAUCCCAGCGCAGCUCUCUAUAAGUGACUCUCUCCUGGAUGUGGUUGAAAGCCAGGGAACAGCCAGGUGGAAAGGAGUGCAAGUGCAAGUGGUUGUGCAAAGAGUAUAUUAUCUUCCUAUAAGAGAUGUCUCCAAAUAUCAACAAGGAAACACCUCUGCCCAGUUGGCUGCCCCAUUGGGAAAUGCAGACCUGCACAAUGCUAGAUGCUGCCUUCUUGUUCAGGAUGCUUAUGGAGUAUUCAGUGAAAUACAUUUGGAAUCCCCCUGUUCUCCUCCAGAGGAUAUCACUCAGCACAGCAGACAGUGGGAAGGAAAAUCCUGCAGCCUGGGAGGAAUGAAGAUCUUACAGAGGACCACCAGAGGAAGGGCAAUGGGACUUUUUAGUCUGAUUGACAGCUUGUGGCCUCCAUUAAUGCCUUUGAAAAUUCCUGGCCAAAGUCAAGACUAUGAAGAGAUGAAAGCUGAUCAGAAGCCUCCCGGCUUCUGUUAUAUCCUCACUGCUUGUCCAGAGCCUGGAGAAGUUGGUAUAAACGUGGAAAGCACAAUUUCUAAUAUCUACCGGCCCCCAUCCAUCCAUUCCUUAAAAGAUAUUCUUAAGGCAGGUGCUGCUGGGGCUCGUCGUUGCAGCUUCCAUGCCAGAGUGAUAUAUCAAAGACUCCAGUUAAAAAGUACUCUUCCUCUGGACCAAAGAGAAAUUUGGCUGAUGGUGACCGAUGCCACACUGCAACUGGAAAAUGGUGACCUCCCAAAGACUGUGCCUGUGUGUGUGACCUCAUCAUGCGUCAUCACUCCUGAAGUUAUGGAAGCCCUCACCGAUGCCACAUCACAUACUAUCUUCUUCAAGGAUGUCCUUCAAGAAAAUGGUAGGAUUAUUUGCGUUGAACGAACUGUGCUCAUGCUUCAAAAGCCCUUUUUGUGCACGGCUGAUAGUGCUGACACCUCUGAACUGACUGGCCCAGUUAUAUUAGAUGAAUUGGAUUCUGCCACUCAAGUGAACUCCAUUUGUAGCAUCCAAGGCACUGUGGUUGAUGUGAACGAGAACACUGCUUUUUCCUGGCCUGUAUGUAACAAAUGUGGCAAUGGGAAACUGGAACAGGACUCAAAAAACAGAGGAGCCUUUCGCUGUGUCCAGUGCGCCCUCACCGUCACAUCUCCCCUUGUCAGAAUGCACCUAGAAGUGGUUUUGGCCUGCCCUUCCAGACCACAGAGUACCGUGAGAGUCAAGCUGUUGCAGAGAAGUAUUUCUUCGCUCCUGAUGUUUUCUUCCAGUGAGGAUGGGACUUACGAGGUGAAGAGCGUGCUGGGCAAGCAGGUAGGGCGGUUACCGUGUUUGGUCCGGGCCAUCACCAACCACCCAAUGAGCUGCGUUGGAUUGGAGGAAAUUGAACUUCUCCAAGCCAGAAGAAACUGAGAAGAGGAUUGCCUCCCCUUAGCAGUCAAUGAACUUUGCAACGUGCUUACAAAGUAGUUCUGUGGUUACACUUUCACGAAGGACCAAGAAGAUAUAUGGUUCUUCCAAAGAGAAUCCUGAAAUGCCAUUGAUUUUCCAUUUUUCUGGGACCAGGUCAGAAAAAUGGGUCCUAAUGAUAAAAAUACAUUUCCUACACCAUCAUUGUGUUGUGUCAUCAUCUGCAGUGCAAGCAACAGGUUAUUGGAGUUUAAAUGUUGCUCUAAACGGUCUAGAUUUCUAAAUGAAUUUUGAUCAAUGUUUUCACCUCAUCAGCUAAAUUAAAUUUUGAUACAGAGUUUUUAAAGGUUCCCGUUGGACUAUCUUUUACUGUGUUCUAAGGAUUGUCUCCCCCCAUAGUGCUCCAUUGAACAUUAUCUCCUGGAGAAGCAUACACUUCUACUACAAUAAAUAUCCAAAGUUCAGGAACUUUGUUAUUUUUAGAAAAGGCCCAACACACUGUGGCAAAGGUGAAGCUGAAGCUGUUUCCCGUAAAAUGUAGAUAGUUAACCAGUCUGCAAUCAUAGAUCUACUGUAUUAUAAUAGAAGUGUAGAUAAGGAGUUUUACAGCCCAAUCAUACCGCGAAAUACGGACCCAGAACAAAGAUUAGGUAGAUUUAAAUGCCUGUGGGCAAUAUUCUAAGUAUGCCCAACUCCCGAGAUUCCCCUAAACCUGAAAGGAAGAUAAGAAUGAGGUUAUCUGGCUCUUCUUUUGUGGGCAGUGAUUAAAAUUCAAUGUGAGGCCAUGAACUAAUUCUUUGCCCUCUCCUAAGAUUUUUGGUAUAGCAGUGACCAGAAACAUCACCUUACUCAGUUUAGAAUAUUUAACGAUUUUGCUUAAGGAAAAGUCAACAGAAUCAGCUAGACCUCAGUGACCUUUUUCGAGCUUCCUUGUGUUAAGACCAAGAAAAGGUAGCAUGGCCCAGCCCCCCCUCUGCUCUCUUCCUUCUUUAAAGGAACCGGUUGGCCCUUUUCACUUUUGCCCAGGCCUGAGCCUUGCCUCCUGGUCCGCAGGUUUUCUG
Gracilinanus agilis (Agile Gracile Mouse Opossum) is the source of this 3992-nucleotide messenger RNA. It is a transcript of the gene SPIDR, whose product is annotated as scaffold protein involved in DNA repair. The record is from RefSeq and is a predicted model, not a curated record. Gene Ontology annotation, cellular component: nuclear chromosome; nucleoplasm. Bases 1 to 2934 code for a protein of 977 amino acids. Lineage: Eukaryota; Metazoa; Chordata; Mammalia; Didelphimorphia; Didelphidae. Gene Ontology annotation, biological process: double-strand break repair via homologous recombination; regulation of establishment of protein localization to chromosome. The transcript has 21 exons.